Molecule: messenger RNA, 489 nt
Organism: Aureobasidium pullulans EXF-150
Lineage: Eukaryota; Fungi; Ascomycota; Dothideomycetes; Dothideales; Saccotheciaceae
Exons: 2
Coding region: 1-489 (162 amino acids)
Source: RefSeq, a predicted model, not a curated record
AUGGCUGAACUUAGAGCACCACACCUACCCAAUGAGGUCUACCUUCAUAUCGCCAAUCAUCUUGCAGCAUGCUCCGAGGAUCAUGAACUUUUCGGUCUACGCCUCAUCAGCCAGAUCUUCACUCAAGGUGUUGACGACCACUUUCUCCGUGUUUACUACGCCAAUCGCAUGUGUCCGGCCACACUUGAAGGUCUUCGCAUACUUCGCUACAUGUUCCAGGACCUUACCCUGGCUUCUUCCACCCAGAAGCUGACAAUGGAUGAAUACAUUGGAAUUGGUUGCGUCGAUAUGGUUGCUUACGUGAAAUCGAUUCGGGACAUACUGCAAGCCAAAGUUGGUGUUGAGAACAAGACGACUCUGACUUCUUCCAGGAUUAUCUUUAUGGAAGUGUUCGAGAUGCACGAAGGUGGCGGUUCAGAAAGGAUGCGCGACUUCAUUGAGGCUGCCGAUUUCAGUCUGGCUGCUACUCCUGACUCUACUGGUACGUGA